Prorocentrum cordatum is the source of this 785-nucleotide messenger RNA. The record is from the annotation of a GenBank genome assembly. Lineage: Eukaryota; Dinophyceae; Prorocentrales; Prorocentraceae.
CAGAGCCAACCACUGCUUCUGGACAGCUUACCAGCCGCGAGCUUCUCAGGCCGAAGAGAGCCGCCAGGCGGGCCCAGUCCUUCGACCGCGCCGCCGGCGCCGCUGGUGGCCACUGCUUGGCGUGCCACACGGCCAACUUAGGCCACGCCCGCCACCUUCGCUCCGGAGACUGCGUGGGCUUCCCUGGAAGCUCGUUCUACCGCCGACAGGAAGCGCCAGCGCCAGAGCCAGCUCAACCACUACCAGCCCUGCAGGAACCAACCGAGGCACAGACCUUGGACGACAAGGCCGCAGACGACGCCACGAAACUCACGCCGCCGAGCUCUUACAACAGUGCCUACGACGGCACCGCAUACGGCAACGAGCUCAGCGACGCGAUACAGAGUUUGACGUCGGUGGUGGAGGGCUUGUCGACUACAGUGAAGAACCUUCAAGAGUCGGUCGAACGUCUCAGUGGCAGAGUAGAGCAGGUAGAGUUCGAAUGGGCUUUCCGGCAGUCUGUUCAGGUUCAGGACGAGUUCCCCGACAGCAACACCGCACCACACCAAGCAGAGCACUACCAGCUGAGUGCCAGCGGCACGCCGCGCAGCGCGGCAGGCCGGCGCAGCGAUCCCGAUCCGAGCGCCGAGUGGUACGACGCGCCAGCGAGGGAUCAGGGCCCGAUUUUUGGGGCAGGAAACGUGGCCGACGACUUGUUGGCCAUUACAGAGGGCCAGGGGGCCCGGCAGCCGCAGGAGCUGCCACCGCAGCCAUCCACCGCACCUACGGCGAGGCUCCCGCUGCAG